AUGUCAAGAAUUGUUGGUCUAAAACUUGGUAUUAAGCUGGAGCAGUUUUCUGACACUGUUGUGAGUGAGUUUGGUUUGUCUGAAGAGGAGCAUAUCACGAGUCUUAGUUAUUGGCCUGUGGACGCCUCCGGUUUUGUAACCAGUGCUAAAACGCCUCCGGGUUGGGUCAAAAGCGACUGUGCUCUCGAUUUCUUUCUUAGUGAGUUGAAGGUGAACAAAUCUCUGACUUUGUUCGUGAAGUUCCACUCAUCUGCUAAACGAGGUUCGGAUGUUUUAUCCCCAUCAAGUAGUGGAUUUUCAACUCCUGCAACAGUGACAAAACGGCAACGUGUCUUUACUACACCUUGUUCGAGCAAUAAAUCCAACCACAAAGUUUCAUCAAACGAUUUGUCGGAAGCUGAAAAUGUUGGUUUAGGGUCAGUCGGAUCUAAGAGAAACCCUAUUCUCAUUGACGAUGACCUAAUAGCGGAAGCUAAACUUGCGGAAGCUCUCUAUUCUGCGACCAAGGGAAAGGGAAAGAAACUUGAUAUUGAAUCUGACUCAGAUGAGGAAGAAGCAACAGUUGGAGGCAAAGGUUUUCCUGCAUUUGAUUUAGGCAUUGAUACCCCUGUUUUUUAUGAGAAUGAUACCAGGCCUCGGGGUUACGAUACUGAUUUUUGGAGAAAAUUUAUUGACAAUGAAUAUGGUGGUUCAAAUGUUGUUGAAAUUAUGUGUCCAAAGGAGGGAAUGGAUACAAAUAAGUGGAUGAAAAGGAAAGAGGUGUUAUGCAGCUCUAACAAUGCUUUUGAUCAUAUGGUUGUCUUGAAUGGUGAGAGCAGUACCAGAGGUGGCAUGCCUAAGAAAGAAUAA
This is a messenger RNA of Arabis nemorensis, 849 nucleotides long. Lineage: Eukaryota; Viridiplantae; Streptophyta; Magnoliopsida; Brassicales; Brassicaceae. The record is from the annotation of a GenBank genome assembly.